AUGUAUGUGUCAGCAUCUGAAAACACAGUAGGAGGAAUUAACAGUGAGUUGUUGGUGUGUUUUUGUCCUCUUGCUAUUGCUAUGUUCCAUAUGGUGAAGGGUAGUUUGAUUGAUGGAGCCACUAUUUUUUUUGUGGGUGAGCAUUUACAUACAGUGGUAUACAGAUCAGCAAGGCUGUAUUAUAGUUUCAGAUCACCAGUUUCACAUCAUGUAAUAACUGAUGCAAGCAUUCCUAUAGAUGCGGCGAAGACGAAAAAGGGAUAUGUCUGUAACCAGACGGGGAUAAUGUGGACACUGAUUGUUUUCAACAUCAGGUUUAUCACUUAUUGCAACACAAACGAAGGAGGCGAUAAUCAUAUUCCAAUGGAAUUGACCUUAGCCUCUUCAGGAAUCUUCUAAUCAAUAUUUCGACCAAGUUUUACAACAAUGUAUCACCAUUUUUACUAUGAUAGUUUUUUCUAAAAUUCACAUGUUCCAAUUGUCAUGUUUUAUAAGGAAGUGGAUAUCAAUGUGGCUGUAGACCAACUUGUAGAAAAGAUAAGCACCACCGGUUUUGGUUUGGUUUUUUUCUUAUUUUUUUUAAAUGUUCCAAGUUUUAUAUGCUUAUGACUUUGACACAUUUCUUAGAAGGAAACUCCAAAAUGCUUUUCUAUAAAUAAAAUUACAACCAAUAUGAGGGAAUUGAAUGGUUCAUUUUCGAGGUUUAUUGGGCCAUCCAAUAAUCUAUGGUUGGUGAAAUGGUAAACAUCAAACAUGGGCAAUUAGACAAGAAUGGGAGGCAUGUUUGAUUACCAAGUGAGCAGAUUUUAGUUCCACACUUCCACUACAGAAGAUAUGCAGAUAAAGGAAUAUGCACGUCAAAUCCAACCAAGUCGGUAAUCAACAAUUCCAUUUCCCCUUAUGACCCCCGCAAUGCGGGGGGAACUUUCCCUAGUUUUUAUUAGUUAUGUGAAAUUAUAAUUAUUGAUUUAAAUAAAUGUG
Lactuca saligna is the source of this 981-nucleotide messenger RNA. The record is from the annotation of a GenBank genome assembly. Lineage: Eukaryota; Viridiplantae; Streptophyta; Magnoliopsida; Asterales; Asteraceae.